Molecule: messenger RNA, 753 nt
Organism: Chlorella variabilis
Lineage: Eukaryota; Viridiplantae; Chlorophyta; Trebouxiophyceae; Chlorellales; Chlorellaceae
Exons: 4
Coding region: 1-753 (250 amino acids)
Biological process (GO): regulation of DNA-templated transcription
Molecular function (GO): DNA binding; DNA-binding transcription factor activity
Source: RefSeq, a predicted model, not a curated record
AUGGACGGGCUGACCCCCCAGCCUCAGCAGAAGCAGAAGCCCCAGCUCCAGCAGCUGCUGGCCAGCGUGCAGCUGUGCAUGGCCAGGGCAGCAGCAGCAGACCUUGGAGGCAGCGGCGUGGACUGCAACAAGAAGAAGGCCGGGCGCAGCGGCUUCCUGGGCGUCACAAAGCACAAGCGCACGCAGCGGUACGAGGGCCACGUGUGGGCAGACAAGAAGCAGGUCUACCUGGGCGCGUUUGACGACCAGCGCCUGGCGGCUGCCGCCCACAACAUCAUCGUGCUGCGGUCGCGCGGCGCGGCGCCGCACCCCGCCGGCGAGGACGACGGCCUCAAUUUCCCGCCGGCCUGGUACUCGGAGCUGCUGCCCAUGGUCGCCGUCAUGCCGCAGGCUGAGGUGGUGUCUGCGCUGCGCACCUACAGCAAGUCGCUUACGGCCAGGCCCUCGGGCCGCGACGGCGGCGGCAGCCGUGGCGGCAGCAGGGCUUGCAGCAGGGCCAGCAGCGAGGGGCAGGGUGGGGACGCCAUCAGCAGCGGCGGCAGGGGAGGCAGCGCGGCCAGCAGCCUGGCCAGCGGCCGGCGCAACAAGCGCAAGGCGCCCACGCCGACCGCCUCGGUCACCGACCUGGAGAGCAUGGGCCAGCGGCAGCAGUGGCAGCAGCAGCAGGCAGCACAGGACCAGCUUCCACCUGCGGGCAGCACUAGGCCGCGACGAGCAGCGCAGCAGGUGGCGUGCAGCCUGGCAGCCCGCUGA